Messenger RNA from Larimichthys crocea (large yellow croaker), 4945 nucleotides. RefSeq names its product RNA binding fox-1 homolog 3a (gene rbfox3a). The transcript has 16 exons. Gene Ontology annotation, biological process: regulation of alternative mRNA splicing, via spliceosome; nervous system development. Gene Ontology annotation, molecular function: mRNA binding. Gene Ontology annotation, cellular component: cytoplasm; nucleus. The coding region runs from base 1031 to 2296 and encodes 421 amino acids. Lineage: Eukaryota; Metazoa; Chordata; Actinopteri; Sciaenidae. The record is from RefSeq and is a predicted model, not a curated record.
GUUAUAUUUAAUGAAUCUAAAUGUUCUUCUCUGACUGGUGUUUUUGUUACACAAGGAUGUAAUCUGUUCUUCUGUCACCAUCUCUGUUUCUGCAGCCCUGCACUUUUGAUUUAGAGGUCAUGAGCCAGCAGAGAAAAUCAAAGUGGUCUGAACUUCCCACAAGCAGCACAAGGCUGAAUCUUUGAGUCCUCUUAUGAAACACACCUUUAUUCAGCCCACAAUGCAGCGGCAGUGUGUCUGAGCUCCCAAUAGAUGGCAGUGUAAACCUGCAGCACAGUCACCACACACACACACACACACACACACACACACACACACACACACACACACACACACGACCACUUUUUUAUUGUAUAGACACACUCUUCAUGGAUGUAUGUUUGUUCAUACAGGCCGAACAGGCUGGUUGUAUAAAUGAGAUACAGACUCAAUGUGACUGGUUCACUCACAGGUGAAAAUGAGUAAUAAUCCUUCCUUUCCAUCAUAAUGUUUUAUAACUCGUUUAUUUUACUGUUAGCCAAUAUUUAAUUUAAUUUAAUUUAAUGUAAUAUUUUUAAAGAACCCAGCACAUGUGAGCCCUGCACAGUGGCUUCAUUUGUUCUCUAAAUUCAGUUUAGAACAGUUUCAAAUAUAAUCCACUACUACAAAGCACGAAGAACAAAUAGUAUGACUUAGAUAUUGUAAACAUGACGAAAUAUCCAUGAUUCUCUCCAUGAAUUUAUGAAACUAUAUCACAGAAAACAGGAAAACGGGGUAAAGUAAACAAACAAGCAAAAAAAACAACAACAAUGAGAAAUAAAAUUGAAUGUAUUUCAGGCAGCUAACUUAGGUUUGUGUGUGUGUUUGUGUGUGUGUGUGUGUGUGUGUGUGUGUGUGUGUGUGUGUGUGUGUGUGUGUGUGUCCAUGGACGUCAGUGUGCACUCUACAAUCAGCCCAUGCACAGAAGCACAGCUGUACAGGAGAAAUAAGACUCAGUAAGAGUGAAAUCCUGGACGCCACACGUCCCAUCUUCCCGACCAGUAGGCUGUACAUGGAGAUCCCCAGCUGGGCCGAAACCAAGCCAGGAAGUGAUCUGUGCAAACCGGGAACCAUUGCUCUGUUUGGUAACGUGGUGUACAGUGGGCUUCUCAACGAGCACUUCUGGCACUUCGGGGUUCCCCUCAUCACCAGACUGGGCAACCAAGAGGCCCCAGCUCCCCCUGAAGCCAUGGCCCAACCCUUCCCACCAUCCCAGUACCCUCCUCCACCACAGAAUGGGAUCCCAGCUGAAUACGCCACGUCCCACACCCAUCCACAGGCUGACUACACAGGAUCAAGCACAGUGGCUGAACACUCCUUGGCGCUGUAUACACCGACACACACUCAGAACGAGCAACCGGGAAACGACAGUAAUACCCCCAUCCUCACAGCUAACACAGUAACGUAUGAAAGCAGCUACCUUCAGCACUUCUCCCUCAUUGAUCGGCAGGCAGACGAGGUCGCACAGACAGAAGGCUCCCAGCAGCUCCACCUGCAGCCCAGUGACUCAUCAGAGAAGCAGCAACCCAAGAGGUUACAUGUCUCCAACAUCCCUUUUCGUUUCCGUGACCCUGACCUCCGACAAAUGUUCGGGCAAUUUGGCAAGAUUUUAGACGUGGAGAUUAUUUUUAACGAGCGAGGCUCCAAGGGCUUUGGGUUUGUAACAUUUGAAACAAGUGCAGAUGCUGACCGUGCACGGGAGAAACUAAAUGGUACAAUCGUAGAGGGACGCAAAAUAGAGGUCAACAAUGCUACAGCCAGAGUGAUGACCAACAAGAAGGUGGUAAACCCUUACACAAACAGCUGGAAGCUGAAUCCAGUGGUUGGGGCAGUAUAUGGUCCUGAAUUUUAUGCAGUUACAGGGUUUCCAUACCCCAGUACAGGAGCAGCCAUGGCCUACAGAGGGACCCAUUUGAGAGGGAGGGGUCGCGCUGUCUAUAACACAUUCCGCGCUACACCUCCUCCUCCACCUAUCCCUGCCUAUGGAGCUGUGGUCUACCAGGAUGGCUUUUAUGGGGCAGAAAUAUAUGGAGGGUAUGCAGCUUACAGAUAUGCCCAGCCAGCUGGCACUGCCGCAGCAGCAUACAGUGACAGGACUGCUGCUCUCCUCCCUGUGCAGCUGUCCUCAGCCCUCCGAGAGCCUGCAGUCUGCUAUUAUGGCAGAGUCUAUGCAACAGCAGACCCAUAUCACCAUACGAUUGGUCCUGCAGCCACGUACAGUGUGGGCACUAUGGCUAGCCUUUACAGAGGAGGGUGCAGUCGCUUCACUCCCUACUAGAAAAGAGGGAAGACACGCCCCCUUUCCUUCCCCGCAAAACAGACAAAAAAACAACAAAUGAAAAUCACUAAAUAUCCAUCUUCACGCUCUUCAUGGAAAACUAAAAACAAAAUGCUUCCAGGUGGCAAACGUGACCCUGAAACACAAGAAUCUCUCAAGUUGCUUCCCUGUUUACAGAGUGUGCACGUCAUUUAUUGAUGUAAUGCAUUGUACUUAUUUUGGAAAGGAACAGUUUGUUGCUCUGUGUUGACUUGAAUGUAUUUGCAUUGGCCUAUCUGUAGUGGAAAAAAGACAACAGUAGUCAAUGUGAACAAAGUGAGGAAAGAGUUGAAAUAGAAUCUUUCUUCUAUUUCUCCCUUUCUUUUGUAUCUGUAACUCAGCUCCUUUCAGGGUGGCCUUUUGUGCUAACUUUCAUUUCAUCUAAUUUCCCUGCCUUUAUUAUUUCAAUUAGCUCCUAUAUGCGUUAGAAGUAUUAACUUUCAGAAAUUUCUAGUUUGAGCAACAAAUAUCUGAUUGGAUAUAUUGAGUAAACAAUACAGCCAUUUCACCCCUUUAGAGUACUGGCUCCUUUCAGCCAAUAUCUGGAGCUGAGUUUCAGACUGACUUAAUGGGACUCGAAGUUGUUCAGCCUAAAGGAGGUGAAACUGCAACAAAAUGGCUACCAGGAAGUGAUGUAUUGUAAUAUCCUGGAGGAAGUGAUGUAUAGCAGGGUGUGAAGCAGGAGCUAUGGCAGCCUUUGCUAAAUGGGCAGCAGUGUGUUAGAGUCCAUUGAUCACUGGCAUUGUGCCAGUGGCAGGAGGUAUCCCAUCACUGCCGAAUGGCUUUGAAGGAGAAAGCUUUCCCACUCACUUCUCACUGUUCUGUCUCCUCAUUCCCUGCAAUAAUCCAACUUUUGAGCAGAUGAAAAAAAUGGUGUGUUUCUUCGACUUAGUUGUUACACAUCUUGAGACCAUCCCAUGAUAAAGCUUCAUGAAUCAAAUUUUGUCCAAUUCAGAAAGCCAUCAAAAGGAUACAGCCACAACAUAUCAGAGCCGCAGUUGAGCCACAGAUAGGGGCUGCCAAAUUAUUGUUUGAUUAUUCAAACUGUUUAUUAUUUAAAAAAAAAUUAAAUGUCUGAAAAUACAGAUAAAUCUGCCUUUUCAUAAAAUAAUAAUGGUGAAUGUCUAUUUUCCAUCAUAAUUUGGUUGACAGUUAUGUAUAUUUUCUGACAUGACUAGGUUUGUAAAACUUUGUAGCCUGCUUAUUGAUAUUGAAAUAUGUAUAUAUUUAUAUACUGUAUUUCUGCAAAAAACAUCUCAGACCAUCUUAUUGGACAUCAAGUAAAGGAAAAUGGGUUCCUCAAUGGAAACACAAGAUCUUUCACUUGCUUUGUUAUUAGUUUUCAGUGGUCACCCUCAAAUUCAAGACCAGGAAAAAAAGAAAACAAAAUACAAAAAGAGCAAUGGAGGCAGUGGAUGAAUGGAUCAGUUACACAUGCAUACACACACAUCUCAAGUCCUGGAGUGUCAUUCAGAGAACAGAAAGACUUUCCUAAUAAACCUAAUAACCUCAACAUUCUAUCAAGACCAUGAGAUAACUGUUAUACUGGCUCCCUACGCUGGCUGGGUACUGGAUCUGGUUUAUACACAGACGGGGUUGCGGAAGAAUUCAAAAGUUUCUAAGCCCAGUUUUUUUAAUUGGAUGGAUGUAUUUAAUUUGGUCAAUAUAAUCACUUUGACUAAUCUCCAAUGACAGGAGUUUAUGUAUAAAGAAAAACAGACCACCAGCCAAAAAACUGUUGAAAGGCCCAGCCUUGGAAGUUCAGCAAAGGGCAAAGUGAAUAAAAUAAGAAAUGAAUAAUGGGUUUGACACACACCAAAAACUGAUAAGGCUUGCUGGUCAAUCUGGAGAACAAAUUACAGGCGCACUAUAAGGAAAUCAAAUUAUGUGAUUGACAUGUAUAUAUUUAGCACAAUAAAAUUAUAAUCACAUGACACACAAAACAAAAUGUGAAAUCUUGGCUAGCAGCUUCAAACCUUUAUAUUUCACAGUAUUAACAAUGUUUAAAUAAGCAGCCUGUCAUCAUCACCAUCACCACCAUCUCCAUUUGGAAUUUAUGUACUGUAGGUGUGUCAUUGGACUCAAUACCAAAACUGUAUGUGAAUUUUAAAGGCUGAUCAGCCACAAAUAUGAUCAAGCUAAUAGCCUAGCCUUGACAUGCACAUUUUAUGCACUGCUGAGGAAACCUGUGCUAAAAUCAACACAGGCAACACUCUAAUACACCCAAGUAUUCAGAAUCUCACUGCCUCUCUCUCUCUCAUACACACGCACACACACACGCCAGUAAAUAGCAUCUGUGCCUGCUGUGUCUGAUGUGAUCGUAAAGAGGGGAGUAAGUAACGCAGGAAGAAAGGGGAGUGUGAAGAGAAGCAGUAACCGAGGCAAUUUACCCCACAGAUUAGAGAUAAGAGAGUUCAGUCAAUAAGCACUGAUCUCAUUUGAAGAUAUACCAGAAUGACUAUACUCAGACACACACACAGACACACCCACAACCACACACAUACUCACACUAGUUGUAGAUUGCUGUCACUGUUGUGUCUGUCUGCAGACUGUCUUUUCUAUAGCUUUGCUAUUGCUGUUUCUAACAAGGAUCACUCUUGGCUACUAGAA